UUUUGAACACAAGGAUUUUGUGAACCCCUCCUUUCUCAAGAAAUGAUACCUAACCCUCACACAGUAUAUAAAACACAGCCCAGUUCAAGACUACACUAAAGAGAAAGAAAUGGGGCUAUUGACUGCCGUGUUUAUUGCAACAGGUACUGCCAUCGCAGCUCCUGUUGUUCUGGGAGUAGUAGGAGCCUUAGGUUUCACCUCAGCUGGAAUAGCAGUAAGCUCCUAUGCUGCUAGCAUGAUGCCGGUCGCUAACGGAGGAGCAGUGGCAGCAGGAAGUGCAGUGGCUGUUUUGCACGCAGCAGGUGCAGCUGCGACUGGCGCUGGAGCAGCAGUGGGAUGGCUGGCUGCCAUAAUCAUCUAAAAAAUCAAGACGGAACAAGAUGAAGAUUUUUACUUUUGCCAAGUGAAGGAGGCAACUGCAAAUGAUAUCAGUUCACUUACUAAACAGCACUUUUGUCCUAUCAGGCAACUGAAAUGUUUUGUGCAAUAAAUCUUUAUAACCUGUGAAAGAUA
Perca flavescens (yellow perch) is the source of this 513-nucleotide messenger RNA. Its product is annotated as interferon alpha-inducible protein 27-like protein 2. Gene Ontology annotation, biological process: intrinsic apoptotic signaling pathway; release of cytochrome c from mitochondria. The coding region runs from base 110 to 361 and encodes 83 amino acids. The record is from RefSeq and is a predicted model, not a curated record. The transcript is spliced from 4 exons. Lineage: Eukaryota; Metazoa; Chordata; Actinopteri; Perciformes; Percidae. Gene Ontology annotation, cellular component: mitochondrial membrane.